Molecule: messenger RNA, 1539 nt
Organism: Chondrus crispus (carragheen)
Lineage: Eukaryota; Rhodophyta; Florideophyceae; Gigartinales; Gigartinaceae
Exons: 2
Coding region: 1-1434 (477 amino acids)
Molecular function (GO): metal ion binding; ATP binding; ligase activity
Source: RefSeq, a predicted model, not a curated record
AUGGUCACGGCCGAGGCCGCAGCCGUUGAGGAGAACCUAGCCUCCGCUCUCACCAUCAAGCCCAUCACCAAACUGCUCGUUGCCAACCGCGGCGAGAUCGCCAUUCGCGUCAUUCGCUCCUGCCAGGAGCUCGGCAUUCCCGUUGUCGCAGUCUACUCUACCGCCGAUCGCGAUGCGCUUCACGUCUCACUCGCAGACGAGGCCGUGUGCAUUGGCGAUGCGCCUUCCGCGAAGAGCUAUCUUAGCAUCCCCAAUCUCCUCGCUGCUUGCUCCGUCACCAAGGCCGAUGCCAUUCACCCGGGGUACGGAUUUCUCAGCGAGAAUGCAGAGUUUGUGGAUAUCUGCGCCAGCAUGGACAUCACAUUUGUCGGACCGUUGGCUGAAUCCAUCGCCAAGAUGGGAGACAAGGCUACGGCAAAGGCCACAAUGAUCGAUGUAGGUGUACCUUGCGUUCCUGGAUCACGUGGCUUAGUUGAAAGCGAGGAGGACGCUAAAAAUCAAGCCGCUGACAUGGGUUAUCCCGUCAUGCUCAAGGCAACUGCUGGAGGCGGUGGUCGCGGCAUCAAGAUUGUGUGGGAGGAUGCAGAGGUAGAGAUGGCGUUUAAGACAUGCGCCGCAGAAGCUGAAGCGGCUUUUGGUAACGGUGGCCUUUACAUGGAAAAGUAUGUUCAGGCUCCGCGUCACGUCGAAAUACAAGUCUUGGCAGAUAAUUACGGAAACGUAAUUCACUUGGGAGAGAGGGAUUGCUCGGUGCAACGUAGAAAUCAGAAGCUAAUUGAGGAAGCACCGUCCCCGGCGCUGACUGAGACGCUACGUGAGCAGAUGGGCGCGGCAGCUGUCAACGCGGCGAAGGCUAUUGGAUAUCGCGGGGCUGGUACAGUUGAGUUUUUGCUGGACAAGUCUGGGGAGUUCUAUUUCAUGGAAAUGAACACGCGAAUUCAGGUUGAGCAUCCGGUAACAGAGUGUAUCACCGGGGUUGAUCUGAUUCAGCAGCAGAUCCGAGUGGCGGAAGGACACGAGCUGACGCUGAAGCAAGAGGACGUUGUGCUUCGCGGACAUGCAAUCGAGGCACGCGUGAACGCCGAGGACCCGUUGCAUAACUUCCGACCCAUGCCUGGGCAGGUGACGGGCUUUCUGGCGCCUGGCGGGAACGGGGUGCGGUGGGACGGGCAGGUUUUCACGGGGUGGAGAAUCCCGCCUAACUAUGACUCGUUGCUGGGCAAGCUUAUCGUGUGGGCGCCGACGAGGGCCGAGGCGAUUUCCAAACUCAAGAGAGCUCUUGGAGAGACAGCGGUACAAGGCGUGCCCACGACGAUCCCGUUCCAUUUGGAGGUGCUGGAAAACGAGGUGUUUCAAGAUGGGUCAGAAAUUUACACCAAUUUUAUCGAAACCGAGGGUAUUCUAGACACUUUGAAGGAGAAGAAGGGCAAAUAAGGGGUGGAAAGGGGGAAACGAUAGUAGUGUAUCUAUACGGUUUGAAUAAAGAGAUGUAAGGGGUGGGUGUUGAGGUCUUGGAAAAGACAGAGUUUGGUCUGUUGA